AUGAAGUUUGUUUCUCUUGCUCUUGCUAUUAUGCUCCCUGUGGCUUCCUUGGCCGGAGCGGACACUCGUCAUGGUCUCGAGAAGCGAGACACUUACGCCUAUACCGAAGUCGAUGGCCUCGCCUAUAGACAUUGCCCGAACACAUCAUGCGAUCUUAUGGGUCGACUUGACGCGGGGACUGUUCUAUAUCUAUAUUGCUACACCAGAACAGGAACAACCGAGGUAGAUGGCGACUACGGCUGGGCCCAGAUAACUCAACCCGCAAAUCUCGCAAACUACUGGGUGGCUCUUGCCAACGGUAAAUAUGUUACGUGGUCUAGUGACUUGCCCGCUUGCUAG
Molecule: messenger RNA, 339 nt
Organism: Penicillium daleae
Lineage: Eukaryota; Fungi; Ascomycota; Eurotiomycetes; Eurotiales; Aspergillaceae
Exons: 3
Coding region: 1-339 (112 amino acids)
Source: RefSeq, a predicted model, not a curated record